Molecule: messenger RNA, 3702 nt
Organism: Cavenderia fasciculata
Lineage: Eukaryota; Evosea; Eumycetozoa; Acytosteliales; Cavenderiaceae
Exons: 6
Coding region: 1-3702 (1233 amino acids)
Biological process (GO): activation of GTPase activity; nucleocytoplasmic transport
Cellular component (GO): perinuclear region of cytoplasm; cytosol; nucleus
Molecular function (GO): GTPase activator activity; small GTPase binding
Source: RefSeq, a predicted model, not a curated record
AUGGGUUAUAUAGAUCUAUCAAUAAGAGAUAGUUUUGAAAAACAAAAGGAUAAAAUCAAAAAUAAAUAUGAUGCUUCGCUAUACACAAAACUUAUAGAUCGAAUUGAAGAACAAGAAGAGGAAAUAGAAGAGGAGGAAGAACGAAUACAAGAACAAGAACAAUCAAAUAACAAUAAUAAUAAUAAUAACAAUAAUAAUAAUAAUAAUAAUAUUACAAAAGAUUCAUCGCUAGAUUCAUUAAAAUGUACUUAUACAUUGGUAAAGAUAGGGUUACACUGCAAACAAUCAAUGUGUCAUCGUAGUCUUGGCAAGUUUAAGGAAUCGAGAGAGUCACUAAACAAGGCACUUGGAUAUUUAAAAUUGAUUGGUACUACUCAUAUGAAAAGAAUGCAGUCUUCAAACGAUCACUACUACAUCAACGAGAUUCAUUAUCAAGUUUACCUAGAGAACAGUUUCUACUAUUUCUUUAAACUCCAACGUCACAACAAAAAAUAUGAAGGGUGUGAUGCGAUACCAGAGCGUGAUGAAGGAAUUACACUUGUCUCAAAAGCAAAUGAUAGUCUAAUGGAAUCACUAAAGUAUGCUCAAGAAUGUUGCAAGGAUGAAUUUGGUGAUGGUCAAAAAAUGGUCAAUGAAAUCAUUGAAGUUUAUCUUUCAAUCAAUCAUAAUCAUCCUGAAAAGUGUAUUGAAUUUUUAACCUUUAUUGAAACAUUUUAUCAAUCAAUUCAUAAAUUAGAUUGGAUGCCAUAUGAAAUGCUACAUGAACAAUAUUGGAAGACAAGUGAAUUUGAAAAGUUUAUAGACUCUUUGAUCAUCUAUAAAAACAUAUUAUUAGAGUCUGAUGACAGCAGUAGUAGUAGUCAAGACAGUGGGGAAAAAAUAAUGGAUAUCGAGGAAAAAUGUUCAGAUGCUUCUUUUCAACUUGGAAAAUACACUCAAUCGAUGGAUUGUAUUUGUCAAGCCAUUGGACUAUUGGAUCCUGAACUUGAUAAAUUGGCAAUGGAAAGAUUAUCUGUCAAAUCUCAAAAAAUAACAGAUGUAAUAGAUUUGGCAAAAGAUAGAAUUGAUUUGGAGAUGGCCAUUUCAAAGUAUCCAACUGUAGAAUAUUUACUUGAAAAUCUAAAUCUAAAUAAUAAUAAUCAUCAAGAUAAUACUAUUGAAACUUUAAAAAUAUUAUUGGAUUAUCAUCAACAAUUGUUGCAAAUAUUGGUCAAUCGAAAAGAGGGACCUGUAUUUAUGAAAAAAACAAUUGGCAACUAUCAAACGAUGAUCAAAAUUACAUCUAUCCUCAAUGCCAUCUCUGAAAAUAAUAAUAAUAAUGAUGAUACUUUAGAAUUAUACAAAGAUCUUUUAUUUUAUUUAACAACUGUAAGCAAACAAAAUCAAACUGGAUAUAUUAAAAAAGAGAUUUCAACAACUUUAAAAGAUUUAUCAAGAACUUUUAAAGAGUCUGACUCUAAUCACUAUCCUUCUUUAUUAAGAUUGGUUGUAAAAUAUUCAAAGGUUCUUAAAGCAAAUGAUUUUAAAACUGCUUAUAAUCAUUUAAAGGAAUUGGAUGGUAUUCUUGACAGUACAAAGUUAAAAAAUUUGUCAACUCAUGACAAGGACAUUUACUUUGCCAUCGGUAACAUUGCCUAUGCAAUUCUCAUCAAAAUCAACCAACAAGAAGACAAUCCAAGAAAGGUUAAAAAGCUUCAAUCAAAGUUGGAGGAUUUUCAAAAAAGAGCCGACAGAGAUGAACAAGACGAUGAUCUUUUAUAUUCCCAAAUAUCAAAUACUCGAUCUUUACCAACGCGGCGACAAGAAAACAUUCAAUCUCCACCACCACCAACUUUACAGGAUAGAAAACAAGCAAUGGCAAACUUGGCAAAAAAAGCAAAUGAAAAGAAAAAGCUUGCACCCAUCGAGACUCCAACAAAAGCAGAUGCCAUUAACAACAUGUCCACAAGAGGACGUAUGGCAACAAGAUCAAAACACAAGUUAGUACUCGAACCCCAAACCUAUAUUUUAGAUGGUGUCGAAUACAGUCUUAAAACCAACGAACCAUUGGCCUCAUUUGGAACUAGUUUUGUAGCCAAUGGAAGUCAACCAGAUCAAGAAGAUGAACUCAUGGAUAACUAUUUGAAUGAAGAUAUAAGUAUAGAAGAGACCAUAGAGAAUAGGAAAAAAGGACAAACACUGCCAUGCUAUGGUAACGAAUUUAUCGUACCCGAUAAUAGUGAAGAUGAAAGAAAAAGAAAAUAUCCAAAUCCAAAUAAUAGUUUUAAUGCUCAAACACCUACUAGUCGUCGUUCAACUCCUUUAAAAAAACAAAAACAUCAAGAACCAAUUAUUAUAAUAGAUUUGGAUCAAGAUGAACAAAAUCAAAAGCGACCUCAAAAUGAACCACCAAAAUCAUUAGAAUCAAUUUACUUAAAUUUAAUCAAGGACAAGGAGGAACAAAAUCAAAAGCUUUCAUCUACGUUUCAUAAAUUCAAUGAUACAAGAUUCAUUGUCACAGAAAUUUCUUUUAAUAGACAUUUCCUCAAGGCUCUAGAAACAAAACUAGUUUUAAAUGUUUUGAUUACUCAACCUCAACUUUUAUCUUUGGAUCUUUCAACAAAUUUAAUUGACGAAACAUCAACAAACCAAUUGUAUCAUUUAUUAAGAACUUUAAAAAAAUUAAAAAGUUUAAAUUUUGAAAGAUGCCAAAUGGGAUCUCAAAUCAUAACAUUUAUUUCAAAAGCCAAUUUACCAUCAAUCGAAUCAAUUAAAUUAAAUUCAAAUAAUUUAAAAAGUAUUUCAAAUUUCUUUUCGAUGAAUACAUUAAGAGAAUUAUAUUUAGAGAAAUGUUAUUUAGAGGAUAAAACUCUUAGAUUAAUUUUAAAAUCAAUUGGUUCUUGUCCACUUUUAAUUUUAUCUUUAUCGUAUAAUGAUCAAAUCACUCAAAACUCUUUCAAAGAACUUACAACAUAUCCGAGUAUUAAUAGUAACCUUGAAAAACUAUUCCUUAGAGGUGUUCAAAUGGUAGUUAAACAUUCCUCUUCUUCAUUGGUUCACUCUCUAUUUAGUAAGCUUCCUAAUCUAUGUAGACUAGAUUUUGGUGAAAAUAACCUAAAAUCAAGUUUAUCAACUAUUUUGGGUAAUCCUCUUUCCUCGAGGAUUGACAAUGUCACACCAACCAAAACAACUUUGGAAAUUCAACAAAAUGAUUUAGAUCAUGAAGAUUUAAAUGCCCUUUGUCAAUAUAUUUGUCGUCAUGAUGGGAGAAUAUCAGAGAUUAAUUUGUCUGGUAAUCCACUUGGACAAAAAACAGCAUAUAUUCUAUCACAACACAAUAUUCAAUUAUGUGCGAGCCUGACAAGACUCGAUAUGUCUCAUUGUCAAAUAGGACCAAAGAAUGUAAUCAAAAUCAUUACCAACCAAUUACCAAUUCAUUUGGUUUCAAUCAAUCUCUCAUCCAAUUCAUUGUUGGUAGGUCAAGACACCCAAGACGACUACAAUGACGACGAGGACAUGUAUUCAAUAGUUGAUAGUCAAAACUAUGAAAAUACACUGCAAACAUCACCUAUCAAACUACCAAUCAACCUAUCACUACUUGAUAUUUCUGGAAAUGGAUUUACCAAAACAGAUCAAAUCGUCAUGCAAUUAAAGUUAAGUUGGGAUAGACCAAAAUCAACUAUAAAGAUUGAUGCAGAUUUAAUUCAAUUUAUUAGUGAAUAA